Nilaparvata lugens (brown planthopper) is the source of this 1693-nucleotide messenger RNA. It is a transcript of the gene Arp6, whose product is annotated as actin-related protein 6. Gene Ontology annotation, cellular component: Swr1 complex. The record is from RefSeq and is a predicted model, not a curated record. The transcript has 8 exons. Gene Ontology annotation, molecular function: nucleosome binding. The coding region runs from base 345 to 1520 and encodes 391 amino acids. NCBI's taxonomy places the organism in Eukaryota, Metazoa, Arthropoda, Insecta, Hemiptera, Delphacidae.
GCCAACCAUGAAAAUAUAAGUUGAAAACAUCAAAAUUUAAUUGUAUCUGCCAAAAAUAGUAGGUAAUUAUGUCUUGAAAUACAUAAUAUAAAUUGAAUAAUAUUUCUUACAAUAAAUAAUACUCACAUAAUGCAAACUAAAUAUCAAAAUAUUACUUAUAAAAUACAUAACCUAACAUUUCUGCCGGUUCGAUUGUCGGUUGUGGUUUGUUUGUGGUUAUGUUUCUUUGGUAAUGGGCAGAAUGUAAACAAAGUUGAAUUAGAAAAUAAAACAAUACUUUUAUUAUUAUAAAAGUGUGUAAUAUAUAUGUUUCUGAACACUUGUGUAAAGAAAACAAUUUAAAAAUGGUUGAAAAUGUUUUCAUUUUGGACAAUGGUGCUUACUCUGCCAAAGUUGAAUUCUCAAAAGCAAAAAAGCCCAAAAUUGUUCCAAACUGCAUCGUGAAAGCAAAAGCCCAGAGACGCCGAUUCAUUGGUAAUCAAGUGGAUGAGUGUGGUGAUCUUUCAAGUCUCUUCUAUAUUCUGCCAUUCCAAAAGGGUUAUUUACUAAAUUGGGAAGUACAAAAGACUGUUUGGGACUACAUAUUUAGCAAAGAAUGCUGUCCUGUCAAUUUUUCUGAAACACCGUUGAUAGUAACUGAACCUUAUUUCAACUUUAACUCCAUUCAAGAAGUGAUGCAUGAAAUAUUUUUCGAAGAAUAUGAAUGUCAGUCGCUCCUGAAAAUGAAUGCUGGGGAUCUAUGCAAUUACAACUACAGGAAGAAUAACCCUCAAGCUUUGUGCUGUCUUGUGGUAGACACAGGUUACAGUUUCACUCAUAUCGCACCCUAUAUCAAGGACAAAAAGUACAAGCCUGGAAUCAGAAGAAUUGAUGUGGGUGGCAAGGUUUUGACCAAUCAUUUAAAAGAGAUCAUUUCUUACAGACAACUACAUGUUAUGGAUGAGACCUACGUUAUGAAUCAAGUCAAAGAAGACGCAUGCUACGUGUCACAAGAUUUCAUCAGAGACAUGGAAACUGCAAAGCACUCGAAGGAAAAGGCCAGAGACUACGUUCUUCCAGAUUUCACAUCAAUAAGACGCGGCUACGUUAGAGCAGCCGGCCAGCCGGAUGAGGGAGGUCAUCAAAUCCUGCACCUGAAUAACGAGCAGUUCGCGGUGCCAGAGGUGCUGCUUCGUCCGUCGGACAUCGGCAUCUCGCAGAUGGGCAUCACAGAGGCGAUCGUCAACAGUGUGGCCAGCUGCCCCGAGGAGGUGCGGCCGCAUCUCUUCAACAAUGUGCUGAUAGUGGGCGGAUGCGCCAAGUUCCCCGGAUUCCAGCAGAGGGUGCAACGGGAGCUCAGGUCGAUGACCCCGGAGGAGUUCGAUGUGCGAGUCACCAUUCCCGAAGACCCGAUCACAUACGCUUGGCAAGGUGGAACUGUUCUCAGUCAAGACCCGGAAUUCUACACAUAUUGUGUCUCCAAAGAGGAAUAUGACGAGGAAGGACAUGCAUUGUGCUUUGAAAAAUUCGAUACGAAUUGAAGUGAACUACUUACGGGAUGAUCAGCGUCAAGCUCAGUUCCGUACAUGAGGACAUUCUGGGCUCUGUCAAGAUCUGAUAUUUUUCUCGGAAACCAAGGAAUGUCGUCAAAAUCUGAGGAAUAAGCAGAAAUUUUGUUCAUGUAUUUCAUUAAACAACAUACAAUAGAAGUAAU